UAUUACAGUUAUUAUUAGAACAUUUGGAAUGCCUGGUGUCGCGGCACGAGCGAUCACUGAGGAUGACCGUGGUGAAACGUCAAGCUGCCGCACAAUCGGGCGUCUCCAGCGAAGUGGAGGUGCUCAAGGCACUCAAAAGCCUUUUCGAACAUCACAAGGCACUAGACGAAAAGGUACGAGAAAGACUGAGGGUAGCAUUAGAAAGAAAUUCAACAUUAGAAGAAGAAUUAGCAUCAACCAAAGAAGAGUUACAACAAUACAAACAAGGGGUGAUUUCGACUGUACCUGCCAUAGAAGAUAAGCCCAAAGAAAAUGGACAAGUAGAAUCAGGGGACCAAAUAGCUAAUGCUAAUAAUAAGACAUCAGCAUCUGCGACAGCUAUCAAGACGCGACUAACGAACGGAGGUACGGGGGGCUCCGAUGGAACUUCAGACGCUGAAGCAGCUGCCAGGAUAGCUGAUUUACAACAGGCCUUAGAACAACAGACUAGCGAAAUCAGUACGUGGCAACGUCGCGUGGCCGAGAUGCAAACCCGAGUCGGCGAACUAGAAGAGAACUUAGCCAAAGCUCAGAAGGAACUCCUCAAAUCUCAGGACGUCAACUCGAAGCUUCAACGAGACUUGAGAGAGAACGUAGCUCAGAAAGAAGAUCAGGAAGAGAGGAUAGCCACGUUAGAGAAGAGAUAUCUCAACGCUCAGAGGGAGUCAACGUCGUUGCACGAUCUCAAUGAGAAGUUAGAGCAAGAGCUGCAACAUAAAGAAGCUCAGAUUAAGCUGCACGAAGAAAAGAUAGCGGCGAUCCAAGAGAAGCUGGAGUUGACCGAGCAGAAGCUGACUCAAGCCUCGAAGUUACCAGAAAUUGAAGAGCAGCUGAAGCAGCGGAUGGAAGCGCUGACUCAGGUGAGACCCCAGGCCCAGGAACGUCACGGUUCCGCAGAAGAUCGCAUACAACGGCUGGAAGCAAACCUGGACGAGAAGAAUGCAGAGCUGAUCAGGUUGAAUCAAAGGCUGAAAAUGAACGAAGAUCACAACUCACGGUUGUCAGCCACGGUUGACAAGUUGCUGUCAGAGUCCAAUGAUCGGUUGCAGGAUCACCUUAAAGAGAGAAUGCAUGCAUUACAGGAGAAAAACAACCUCACUCAAGAGCUGGAGAAAACGAGGAAGAUGAUGGAAGAACUAGAUAACCAGAAAACUGAAAUCAUGAAAGAAUUGGCGAAAUCUAGGUUAGAAAUUGAUAAUGUGAAGAGGCAGAUGUUACAACAGGAAAUCGCGUAUAAUAUUCAGCAAACGGAUGCACUCACUAGAUCUUUAUCCCCUAACGCAGUAGACCCCUCGAACUUCUCCCGCAGUGCCAGCCACUCCAGCUUCGAUACUCAUUCGUUACCACGGAGAGGGGCAGGCGCUCAAGGGCCCGGUGGUAAUAAAAGUCGGACGCCUAUCGAAGAAGAAGCCAAAAUGCCUUUUACAUCAAGAUCGAUGGCCGAACAUGAGUGGGAAAAGUUGCAACAGGCGCACGUUCUUGCUAAUGUACAGCAGGCGUUUGAUGUGUCCAGCGAUGCCGAAGGAGAUGACAAUGAGAGCAUCUUCAGUACUCAGGAUAUCCUUUCGCCAAGUGGACAUACCGAUGCUCAAACAUUGGCAAUGAUGCUUCAAGAACAACUGGAUGCCAUCAAUAAUGAGAUCAGGCUCAUCCAAGAAGAAAAACAGAACACAGAAGCAAGGGCAGAAGAACUAGAAUCAAGAGUGGGUAGUAUGGAGCAUAUGAACCUGCUAGCAAGAGGCAGAAGUCUGGAGAGACAAAGUCCGCCUGUAAGUGGAAGAUCGACGCCAAAAUCACAUCAUUCUCCGCAAAGGGACUAUCUGCACAAGUAUCAUACGCUCCAGUUGGCCCCACUGUCAUCCGAAAUGUCAAGAGAAGAGAUGCACAUGGGUGACAGCAGCAGUGGUGGCGGUGCAUCUCCUUUGACAGCGAGAUCUUUGAGGUUAGAACGGGUUGCACAGGCAUUGGCUCACAGUCAAGAGGAACUCAGAAGUGUGUUUAGGCAUCAAGGCGGGCUGACCCCAUCACCAUUGUCCUCUCGUCACAGCAGCCAGGAGAGUUUGCACAAGAACGCGAUGGGCGCCAUGGGCAUGGGCGCCGGCGGCCUCCCGAGAGACGUUUCAGCAGCUGCGGCCGCAGCAGCAGCGGCGGCGGCUGCGCAGAAGAAGAAGGGCAUCAAGUCAUCACUAGGAAGGUUUUUCAGUAAAAAAGAGAAGGUGAAAGGAAAAGAAGUGACUGACAGCAACCUUACUUUGAGUCAGAGUAGCAUCGGCGGACUGCCGGACGGGGAACUAAGUGAUUCGAUGAGCAUAUCAGGGAAGAUGGGGCAGAAGGGAGACUUUGAUAGAAGACAAAAGAAGAAAGAGCGUGAUUACAGACACGAACUACUGGCAGAAGCGAUGAAAGCAGGUACGCCGUUCGCGCUGUGGAACGGACCAACGAUCGUCGCAUGGUUGGAGUUGUGGGUGGGGAUGCCGGCGUGGUACGUGGCUGCGUGUAGGGCUAACGUCAAGUCGGGGGCUAUCAUGAGCGCAUUGAGCGAUACGGAGAUACAACGGGAGAUUGGAAUAAGCAACCCCCUGCACCGGUUAAAACUACGCCUGGCCAUUCAAGAAAUGGUGUCACUAACGUCUCCUUCUGCUCCGAAGACCUCGCGUACGACCUUAGCCUUUGGCGACAUGAACCACGAAUGGAUCGGCAACGUCUGGUUGCCAUCUCUAGGGUUACCCCAGUAUAGAUCUACCUUCAUGGAGUGCUUAGUAGAUGCCAGAAUGUUGGACCACCUUAACAAAAAGGACCUUAGACAAUUGAAAAUGGUUGACGGCUUUCACAAGACGAGCUUGCAGUACGGCAUAUCAUGUUUAAAAAGACUAAAUUACGAUAGGAAUGCAUUAGAAGAGAGGAGGAAAAGCUGUGAAAACUCUUUAAUCGAUGUAUUAGUAUGGAGUAAUGAACGCCUAAUCCGAUGGGUAGCUGCAAUAGGAUUAAAAGAAUACGGUAACAAUUUAUUAGAGUCUGGUGUACAUGGUGCUUUGAUUGCAUUGCAUGAAGGUUUUGAUGCGAAUAGCAUGGCACUAGCGUUACAAAUACCGACGCAGAAUACACAGGCCCGCCAAACGCUGGAAGUGGAAUUCAUGAACCUGUUACGAGUGGGUACCGACCGUCGACCGGACGAAGGCCGAUCCUGAUACGGGCCGGCGUCCUCCUCGGGCGAGGACCUUAACGUAGCAGCGGCGGCGGCCGCAGCGGCGCAGAUGCGGUAAAAUCCUCUGACGCAGAAGCGCUAGCUAUCGGUGCGGAGCGGCAACUAAACCGUUCUGAUACGGCAGUGGAUAUGAUGCAACAGUGGGCCGUGCUCUACCUCUUCCGGUGUUGUUCUGUGAACGUGGGGCGAACGGGAGAUAUGACAAGCGUAUGGCGGAUGCAGGGUGGUCCUGUGGAUUUGAAAGGUGAAUUUUGGGAUGAUUUAAAGAACAACAUGCAGUGAGUGUUGCUUUCAUAAUAAUUAUAUUUUUCUAACCGUUCUACACCUACAUGGAAAAUAAUUAUUGUCUAAGUUAUGUAGUUAUUACGCCAAAACUUUUCAUGAGAAUCAGUAGUCAGUAAAUACUUAAAAGAACUCUAGUACACAAUUUCGCCAUUAAAAUUUACAUGUUCUCUAGGACUUGCGCGAGAUUCAAUGCAGAAUACUGUCUUUAGUGCAGAUGCAUCCGCGAACAAUUGAAGGGCUUGGGGCAGUAAGGGACCUAAGCCUCAUUGGGUUUAUUUUGAGAAAAAAAGGCAUUGUAAGUUUUGUGUAAAUCCUGAAAUCAGGUUUUUUGCAACAAUCGGCUAGAACUGAUGCAAUACAUUUCCAACUCAGGUAACUAGGAUUUGGUGGCGACUAAUUCGAAAAAUUGUGACACAUUUCCGUAGAAAAAAUUUAUUUUUGAAAAUUUUGUGGCUUGGUGCCUUAUUACAAAAAAAAAUAAUGCAUUCUGAUGAUAGCUUGAAUCACUCAUUUAGUCCAAAUUCACUUCUUCAUCAUCGCCAUCUAUAUCUUCAGCCUCUUCUUCUCAUUCCUUCGGCUGUUCACUGCCUGGCUCUGCUUCAAUUGUAUUUCCUACAAUAUCAACAAAAAACUGCUGACUAAUCGGCGGGAUAUAUUUUAGAAGCUUUUUUAGAUCUUUGAUCUUCUUGUCAUUCAGUGCUAGAGGUCCAUUGUAUUUUCUUCUCAAAUCUGUCAGGGUUCGUUGACUUCCCAGCCGAGAUCCUCUUUUACCCACAUUUACCUCAAGAAAUUCUCCGUUAAGGGUAUGUUUUAUGAACAUAGAAUUGGGAUGUUCACUGUCAAACUUGAAACAGCGCACUUCAUUAAAUUUGACGGCCUCCUUAUCUACGGUAGAUUGUUUUUUCGUAAUAGAGAUGGAAUCAAAUGCAUAAAAGUCAUGUUGUUCCAAUAAGGCUGUGUCAAAUGGGCUUUUUCUGUUGGAUUUCUUAACGAUAUCCACCCAGUCUUCUGGACAGUAUACCUGCUUGAUGUACCUCUUAUGCUUCUCAAUGAUGGCAAAGUCUCUAUCUGAAGGCAAGUGAGUGUGGCCAGGAAUAAGGAAACGGUGCUCUAUGGACUUGAAGAAUCCUUCGCGAACAAGUUGCAACCACAAAGACAUGAUUACCCAGUUUUUGUUCUGGCCUCCACAGUUAUCAGUGAAAACUACCAAGUGCUCUUUAGUGGAAGAUAUACCUUGUAAGUAUUUCAGCAGGAUGCUUGCAAUCUCUUCACUUCCCUUCCCCUUUUUGCAGUAGUUUCUGCCCACAAAAACAUGCUACCUUUGCCAGUGACACAAUCGUGUAUGCCGAGGUUGUACGUCCAAGCCUUUCGUAAAUAGAAGGCAGGACCCACAGUUAGCGAAGGCGUGGGAAGAGUCUGCUGUAAAUCAAAUGAUAUUAUACACGUGGAAUUUUUCGCAUUGUCUGAUACCUCUUUUUUCAAGCUAUCCUGCAUGGCAAGUGCUCUCGUCUGAUGAAGCUGCAGUUGUGUUUUAAAUUCAUUGAAUUCCUCCAGGUUUUCUUUAUUUGCUUCCAUUUGAUUAUUAAGGAAGUCGCAUGUAUGACAAGUAUCACUCUUGGGCAACUUAAAUCCUAUAUUGUAAUCAGAACAGACUAUUCGUCUAUACCGAUCUUCUUUUACUGGUGCUAUUCCACGUUCUUUGCACCACUCGACAUAAUAGUCCUUGUAGAGAGUAGAUAUGUUGAGGUCGUGGUUUAGAAAAACUCUAUUUGGAUUAACUUUCCGACUGUAAUGGCUCACAUAUUUCGGAAUGGCUUUAAUAUGGUCAUGAACAGACUGAACUCUUUCUGCAGAAAUUUUGUUGGGUCUGUUUUGAUGUUUGCCCCUACCGUCCCUUUUUGGAGUUGUCCUGCCUUCAACAAUUUGCUGAGCGAUAAGUUUUAAUCGCUUACUGGAGUUUUGAAGUCCAUGGACCGAUAAAAAUUCAGUCUUACAUAUUUGAAUGUCAACUCCAUUUACUUUGACAAAAUAUUGGUUUGUUACUCGUCGAGCCGAUUCCGCGCGUUUAGUUUUUUUUUUGUAGCUUCUCUUUUUAGGUAUAACCUUCACAGUAGAAAAUAGAUAUGUAUUCUGUUCGUCAUACGAGUUCAAGUCCCAAAAUGCAUGGAAUAUAGUAGAAGCAGUUUCUUGGAGCAGUUGUCUGCAGUUCUUUUUGCACUGACAUGGUGGACCUAAUACUUUAGACUCUCGUUGUCGACCUUUGAAAUCUCUGUAACUGUGGCCAAGAUUUCUGCGUGUUUUCGAUUUCACUCUUGCUCUGCCUUCAAUAUUACGUUUUCUCCAUCUCGAUUUAUUUGGUUUUUCUGGAGUAAACAUCUUGCCUCUGCUUACAGCAACCUAAAAGCCAUUUUAUUGUUACAAAAAAACAUCAUUGACGAAUGCCUAUUUCAGUUGAUUAUCAUAACAAUAACUAAAAUUAUUUGUGACAGUAAAUCUCAGUUCUAUUUUGCAAAAGUUAUCGCUAUUCCCGGAUACUGAAAAACGUCACAAGACACAGACAUCAAUUUAGUUGGCGAAGAAGGGCAUAAGCCACUUGCACAAAAUUACAUAUUUUUAUCAUGUGUUCAGGAGUUAUUUGCUGUUAAAAAUGGCCUCUGUAAAUUAGGAUUACGAUAUACUCUGAGGAAUGAUUAGUCUGAAAUCAUAAUCUAGUAAUACUGCAGAAGUAAUAUUAAAAAAUUGCACUCCUAUGUGAAAAAAGCAUAAGCCACAUCUAUAACGGCAUUAAGGUCACAAGCCACAAGCUUAUUUAUUCACCUGAGUUUCUCGUUCGGAGUCACUGUCAGAACUGCUGCUAGUCGGAUUAUAGUCUCUGUUCUUUACACUAUCAUCUGAUCCAAAUUCAGAACCAUCUUCGCUCUCCGAAUCACUAAAACGUCCAUUAUUUUCACCCGCGAACAAUUUCCGCUUGGCGUCCAUCUUGAAAUGUAUGUGGCUUAUGUCCUUUUCGGCGUAAAAAUUUGUAGACUAAACCAAUCUGUCAAAAACGCUCUUCAUGGAUUAUAGCGACAUCUACCAGCGGAUCAUCAAACAAAUCAACUUCAGACAUAGAUACCUACUCAACGAGUUCGCUCGUAUGGAAAUCUAAUUUUUCAUCAAAAUGUGGCUCAGGUCCCUUACUGCCCCAAGCCCUUCAAUUAUCAUUUUUGUGAACCUGGAGAAAGUUGUCGUUGAUGUGUAUUUGUACAGUGGUUAACGUCAUGUACAUUAAAAAUAUGAUGGCAGUAAGCAGCAGUAUUACAGAAGUUACAGCAAUAUAUUUAUUCCCUGUAUAAUACAAGUUGUAGAGAAAAUGUUCAAUAUAUAAAACAACAUAAAACAUUUUCAUCAUAAGUGCGAGCGUAGUUUUUACAAGAAUUACUGUCCAUGUAAAACUACUCAAAGGAAAAACCAGAAAAAGAAACCAAACGCUCCUUCUGUAGCCAUUCAUAGGCUUGUUGAUUAGCAUUAGAGAUGCACUCAGUACGACUCAGUACUCGACUAAAAUCGAAUACUGGAUGCUAGGUCGGGUACUCGGUGGAAUGAUUUGCGCUAUUAUAUUUGACCUUUCAAAAGACCUAUUUAUUCUCAAUACUGAUUUACUUUUUGAACAAAUUAACGCAUUAGGCACAAAAAAAAUGUUGAAAUGUGACUUGGACAUUCUUUGUGAGUAUGUUACUGUGUUAACCGCAUUUUCAGAGGUUUUAUUGCUUAAAUGUUUAGAACUCACAAAAACUAGGUAAAUGUUUAUACUUAAAACUUAAGACGCUGUGAAAUUUCACUAACUAAAUUAUUGAGUUAACAUUGACACCACAUUUUGGCAUUCCUGUUUGCGAUCAUAUAGUUUUCAUAUGCUUUUCAUUUUUUAACAACAAACACUACUUGAUGUCGUGACCGGACCAAGUCAGAUUUAUCUUACGUUCUUUUUUAUUUGGAGCUAAGCAGAAAGCUUUUGAAAAAUGCAUGUAGGCCCGAACUUUCCACGUUGCCUCUGCAAUACUCUGAUUUACACAAGCUCUAUGCCUUGCAUUCAGACCGAGUAUCUUGAUACUCGGCAAAACCGGGUACUCGAUCAAAUAGGCCGAGUAAUUGGGUACCGGGUACAAAUCGAGUACUCGCUGCAUCCCUAGUUGGCAUUGUGUUUUUGUAUCUACAAUAUUAACAACACGCGUACAUUCACAUUGUCACUUCUUUAGUGACAUCCAAAUUUAUAAUGGUUCUUUUAAAAAAUCGGCUGUUAAUGAUCCUGACUAUAUUUCACGUCAGAUGGCAAUAAAACAAGAUAAAUAGUUUUUGACCAUGUGUGGGAAAACAGAUGCUGAUCAGCUGUUCACUGCAGUAGAAUUUAAAAUGUAGCGGAGACUUACGAAAAUGACUAUAGAAAGCUUUUUUAACUCUUAAUAUUUUAAUUUAUCUUAUUCACUGGCAUGUUUGAUAUGUCUUAUAUGUAUAUUUUGUCCCGAAAUUCACUUGAUAAUUAAUCUUUCAAUGUUCGAGGAGCAACCUGUGCUUGCUUUAUUUGUGUGCUGCGAUUAUGGCCUGGCAUAACCUAAUUUAUGAAGUUUUGACAUGUCAUAGGUAUAGGAACUCUGACCUGUUACAUUUUGUGUUUAAUUUCAAUUCGAAUAUUAUCAUAAAUAUAUUUUAUUUUUUGCUCUAAAAUGUAUGUCUAGAGAUGUAUCAAUUUCACCAUUAAUUCAAUCUAAUUGAAUGUUAGUGACUUUUUUAAUGUCUUGAUAUUAUGUUUCAUUUCUUACAUAAAAUAUAUUUUACUGGUAGCAACCAUGGUUUGGUCUUGAUACAAUUUUAUACCAACAGACUAAUAACGUUUUUAACGAAUUUAACUAUUUUCCCUCUUUCCUUUCAUGUAUCAAUAUUCAGAAACAUUCUUGAAGUUUUACUUAAUUUUUUCCUUAAUCAAAGUCUUAUCAUUUUGCUCCAGUAAGGAACACUACAGUGUAGAAUUAUUCCUUGGGAUUAUGAAAGACUAUAACUUUGUGUAUAAGUUGUUUAAUAUAACAUUGAAAAGAUUAAAGUCCUGUAUUCAAUGACGGUCUAGCAACAAAGUGGGGAGCACAGUAUACAUUCAGUUGAUUGUUGGUCUUGAUGAAAACUCAAAGCACUUCCAUAAUAAUAAUAUAGUAUACAUAGCCAGUGUUAGAACAAUAGUAGAUGUAACUAAUACUAAUAAUAAUGUUAUAUGUAUAAAAAUAUAUGUGUAAUAGGGACGAAACGAUAAAAUUAUUUUCGUAAUCUCAACCACAAAGGUUUGUAGGUUUACAAUAUAGCCUUAAUGGACAUAUUCAUAGUUCAUGGAAGCCCCCUAACGUGUUAAUUUAGGUUAUGCUACGGCCCUGACUGGAACAAUCCUGCGAAUGAUCAAAAAGUAGAUGAGAGUUCUUAUACAAUGUUAGCACAUUUACCUGGCAACCGAUCAAAAUUCGGAAUUACUUUGAGAUAGAAAGUCAUUUUAAGAUUUAGGUCUAGAAUGUAUGGGUAUUCUAUCCGCUCUGGGAUUAACAUGAAAUGGAAAACGUUCCAUAUGUGAAACCUUGUCAUUAGUUAUUGAAAAAAUUUUGAGAAAUAAAUUCUAAAUUACCGUAACUAUUGCAUCACAAUGUGUGCCAUACACAUACUGUCUUGAUAAAUAAUAUCAGUGCCAACAAAUUCGAAAUCAUCGCUUCUUUGAUCAUUCUGAAGUUCAUCAAGACGACUCGCAAGCGCGUAAGAAAUGACAUAUGAGCUUUAAUGAACUAAAAAAAGGUAAUAUAAAGUACCCUGUAUCGUGAAUAACUCAUAGUAUUACUAAAUGUACAUUAAAAGAAAAAACUUGUUGUUGGGUUACCUGCGAUCGGAUAAGAAAAAAUAUUGUUGAAUGUGGUAGCAUCAGUCAGUAUUACCCCAUGCGUGCCUGCAUUAUACUUCUAUGAGGUGGAAGACGGCCUGUUUCGAUAGGUUAGAAGGCAGACAUUUAAAUAUGACAUACUACAGGUGAAUUGCGGCUAAAAAGGUGGUCGUUUCCUGACGAGAGAUAGAAAUUGAUAAGAAACAAUUUUUGCUAGAUUUUUUCCACGUUUUGUAUUGUACCAUUGGUUAACGUUUUCCCACCAGAUUCUGAUCGUUUUCAGUGCAAUAACUAAGAGGACUGUUUUACUUGUUUGAAGUAGACACUCAUGUCGACAAGUUUUAAAAUGGACAUAAAGGGCGGUAAUGUUAGUAAUCAUACUCUCCAAACGUCGUUAUUAUGUCCCGAAAGAUUUCUCAUUUUCGUAUUUAUACUUGAGUUAAGAAAAGUGAACAGAAGAUUAUAAAAUAAAAUGAAAAAAAAGGAUAAACGGAACUUCUAUUUUCUCGUAGUUGACUCAAAAAUAUGUCAAAAAGAUACUGAGUCUCAUAUUCAGUCUUAAUCAUGAUGACUCCUAUCGAGAUAUGUUUAUAAAAAAAUCUUCAAUGCAACAGCAAUAUAUCUUUACAAACUACGAGGGUCACGCUAUAUAUUUUGAGACACACUAAAACUAAAAACUAUUUUUCGAACACUAGUUUAUUUAUGUUUAAGGUAUUCGCCUCCAGCAUCAAUGUACUUCUGUAACCUAAGCUUCCAGCCUUCAACAAAUUGAUUAAUUGCUUGAUCGAUUUCUUCUCGGACGGAAAUUUUCGACCGCGCAGAUUUGACAGCAGAUAACAGCUUAUAACCUAGUAAUAUUUCAAAAUAUCCCAUAUCGAUAUAUAUAUAUAUAUAUAUAUAUAUAUGACAUAUAAUUGUCUUGUAUGCAGCAUACUAUACUUCCUAACAAUGCUUUUAUUCGGAAAAGCUUCUUCAUACACAGAAAAAACGCUAGAAGCAAAAUAGCUGCUAAUGAACAUGACUAUACUUUAAGUCAGGUGGUAAUAAAACAAGAUGAACAGUUUUUGACCAUGGGAUCUAUUUUAACAACAGAGUGAACCUUCUCUUAUACAGUCCAUAUUAUUUUUGGAUCAUCUAGGCGCUAAUGCAGCGUCACCAUUCGGUAUCUUUGGAGGCCAGAAAGUGUAAGAGGUUUACGCAAGUUUGAUUUCUCCAGAAAGUAAUUACCGUAUGUAAAUAAAAGUGACGGAAAAAUUGAGCUAUCAUACUAAUUGUAGCUGAAUGAAAUUUUAGUUUUGACUAUCAUAGGGUGAUGAUCGCCACCCCUCGCCCCCCUGAGAAAAAAUUCCUGCGGGCGCCCAUGGUCAAAUCUCUAUUAUCAAAAACUAGCUACUCUUUCAAUAACAUUUUGCUCUAUUUAUUGUUGAUAUUUGGUAGUCUUUUUAAAAGAAGAAAUAUAUACUCAAGAGUUUUGUCAAUUAGUGACUAAGCUAUUAGGAAUUUUGUCUGAAAAAAAAUAAGAAUUCAGUACUACACAUCCCUGCCAUUUGUACCAGCAGACUAAUUGUAUUUUCCUGAAUUUCAACCUCGUCCAUUUUUUGAAGCUUUGGUUUUCUGUUGAAGUACUGGAUAGUCAAAGAUGUGUGCUUUUACUCAGGAAAAUCAAAUGAUGCGCACUUUCUAAAGUUAUAAUUGCAAAAUCUGGGGCUGAUUUGAUGUUUGUGUAGAUACAGCCCCAAAGAAAUUAGUCAUUUUUUGCCUUCUGAUUUUCAAAACGGCCGUCUCACACUAUCGGUGCUGUCAUUUCUGUUAAGCGCUUCUUAAAGCUCGGGAAAUUUUUGCGCAACUUACCGUGAGACUGCUUAACGUUAUUUUAAUAUUUAUAUAUAAUGUAUUAUAUACUAUGGUAAUUAUAUGACGUAUGAUAAACAAAUGUAUGCCUAACCAGGUAAUGUCCACGUCUUGAUAUCAUUUAUUAUAAAUUUUUCACCAGAGGACGGACGUUCGCAGGUAGUGAACAAGGUGUUUGUAGAUAAGUAUGCACUGUGAUUUCAUAUUAUUUCUAUUACAUAACCAUAAACGUAAACCCAAUGGCUUGAGCUUCCAGUGAAUACCGAAAAUGAAAAAUAUUACCAUGGAAUACCAUUGGAUCCUACCAUGUCUUCUAAUACUAAACUAAAAGUGGACAAACUAAAUAUUGUCCGUACCAUAUUUGCUUUUGUCUUAAUUGAAUUUUGCUGAUUAAUAAUUACUAAAUCAAACGAACUUACCUGUAAUGAAGUUCGAUUGUAAUUAUAUGAAGUCCUCGUGAAGUAAAUAAGAACAAACGUAGUCUCUCUAUUCCACACCGUACAUCACGAAUUUUUAAAGUAAACAAACCGCCCCGUCCGCUACCCCGCUACCGGGCCACGUCGGUGGUACCGUCGUGUGCAUGUCUCAUUAUUCAAAGAUCUGUCUGCAGUUGAUGCAAUUAAUAAUAGGGAAAAAUAAAACGGGGAGGGAGGGACUUAUUUACUUCACGAGGACUUCAUAUAAUUACAAUCGAACUUCAUUACAGGUAAGUUCGUUUGAUUUAGUAAUUAUAUUUCGUCCUCGUUCCGUAAAUAAGAACAAACGUAGAUGUUUAAAGCAAAUAAUUGUGCAACUGCAGACGAAACAAAAAAUUUAAGGCUCUAUAAGAGGAAAAUAAGAAGUUCCAAAAUCUUAUUUUAACGAAUAUAAUUCGAAUAAGAAACACAUUCGAAAUACUGGUAUGAAUUCAACAGCGGAAGAACAACAUUAACAUUAUAUAAUAGUAAACAUAAAACAUAACAUUAUAACAUCAAACAACAUUAAACUAGGGAAUAACCCUAAGGUAUUUAAGAAAACAGAGUAACUAGUUAAAUAUUUAGUUAGUUCCUAAACUCAGAAAUAGUUUACAACACUGGCAUAAUUUAUCAUAAGGAAUAACUAAGGAAUACUAUUGUUAAGUGAAAAUAAUAAUUAGUUAUGUAGCUGGUUGAUCUAAUAUGACCCUCGCAUAAGCAUAAGAAUCACAAACCGGUCUCUUAUAGAAGUUUGCAAAUGUUUUUGAAUGUCCGGUCCAACCAGCAGCUGACCUAAUUAUAUCUAUUGAUACACCUCUACG
Messenger RNA from Acanthoscelides obtectus, 12540 nucleotides. Lineage: Eukaryota; Metazoa; Arthropoda; Insecta; Coleoptera; Chrysomelidae. The record is from the annotation of a GenBank genome assembly.